UUUCGAUCGGAUGUCGCCUCCUCUGACCGGAUGGUGUUUGUAUAGAGGAAGUUUUGUUUGCGAGUUGUUUUCCGUCCGUUUUAGACUGAUUUUAGGUAUUUAGUUAAUGCGCUUAAAAGAACACGAUGUUAGUGUGAAUUGCCGGUAACUGUUCAAGUGUUAACGGGGAGAAUAAAGCUGUUUUUAAGCAGAAGAACUCAACACUUUCAGAGUAACCGGAGAGCAGCUUCCUAGCUAAGCUAACGUUACCUAGCCUAGCUAACGGCUAACCGUCAGACUGGUUCUCUCUCUGUGUGUUGUGAAGGAGGCUCUCUCCUCUCUCCGAGCUGAACUGAGCCAUGGGGAACCGGGGCAUGGAAGACCUGAUUCCCCUCAUCAACAAGCUUCAAGACGCUUUCAGCACCAUUGGACAGAGCUGUAACUUAGACCUUCCUCAGAUCGCUGUGGUCGGAGGACAGAGUGCUGGGAAGAGCUCAGUGUUGGAGAAUUUUGUUGGCAGGGACUUUCUUCCACGUGGAUCAGGCAUUGUCACCCGUAGACCUCUCAUUUUGCAGCUGGUCAACAAUAUAGCAGAAUAUGCUGAAUUCCUGCACUGCAAAGGGAAGAAGUUUGUGGAUUUUGAAGAGGUGCGGUCGGAAAUUGAGGCGGAGACCGACAGGAUAACAGGCUCCAACAAAGGCAUCUCUCCCAUCCCAAUUAACCUGAGGGUCUACUCCCCAAACGUGCUGAACCUGACCCUGAUCGACCUCCCGGGAAUGACCAAGGUUGCCGUUGGAGACCAGCCCGUAGACAUCGAGCACCAGAUCAGGGACAUGCUGAUGCAGUUCAUCACCAAGGAGAGCUGUCUGAUCCUCGCCGUCACCCCUGCCAACAUGGACCUGGCCAACUCGGACGCUCUGAAGAUCGCCAAGGAGGUGGACCCACAGGGUCUGCGUACCAUUGGUGUUAUAACAAAACUGGACCUGAUGGACGAAGGGACGGAUGCAAAGGACAUUUUAGAAAAUAAACUCCUGCCACUGCGUAGAGGCUACAUUGGCGUUGUGAACCGCAGUCAGAAAGACAUUGAUGGGAAGAAGGACAUUCGCGUUGCUCUGGCUGCAGAGAGGAAGUUCUUCCUGUCCCACCCUGGCUACAGACAUAUGGCAGAGCGUAUGGGCACACCGCAUCUACAAAAGUUACUCAACCAGCAAUUGACCAACCACAUCAGGGACACUCUGCCUGGUCUGCGCAGUAAGCUGCAGAGUCAGCUCCUCUCCCUGGAGAAGGAGGUGGAGGAGUACAAGAACUUCCGUCCAGACGACCCAACACGCAAGACCAAGGCCUUGUUGCAGAUGGUGCAGCAGUUUGGUGUGGACUUUGAGAAGUGCAUCGAGGGCUCUGGGGACCAGGUGGACACUAAUGAGCUGUCGGGUGGCGCCAAGAUUAACCGGAUCUUCCAUGAACGCUUGCCCUUGGAACUAUUCAAGAUUGUGUUUGACGAGAAGGAGCUAAGGCGAGAAAUCAGUCACGCUAUCAAGAACGUCCACGGUGUCAGAACGGGGCUGUUCACUCCAGACCUGGCGUUUGAGGCCAUCGUGAAAAAGCAGAUCGUUAAGCUGAAAACGCCCUGUCUCAAAUGUAUCGAUCUGGUCAUUCAGGAGCUCAUCAACACAGUCAGGCAGUGCUCCAACAAGCUGAAUUCCUACCCCAGACUGAGAGAGGAGACUGAGAGGAUUGUCACCACCUACGUCAGAGAAAGAGAAGGGAAGACCAAGGACCAGGUUCUGCUGCUGAUUGACAUUGAGCUGUCCUACAUCAACACCAAUCAUGAGGACUUCAUAGGCUUUGCUAAUCUUGACUACAGAAGGCUGGAUGAUGGUAGCCCCCCAGGGUACGGCAACAACAGCGCCCAGCAGAGGAGCACUGCUGCUAAUAAGAAGAGGGCCAUACCCAACCAGCUCGGCGGACUGGGAGAGGGCCAGGAGGAGAAGGUGAUCAGGAAAGGCUGGCUAACCAUCAACAUCAGCAUCAUGAAGGGAGGCUCCAAGGAGUACUGGUUUGUCCUGACGGCGGAGUCCCUGUCCUGGUACAAAAACGAGGAGGAGAAAGAAAAGAAGUAUAUGCUGCCCCUUGAUAACCUGAAGCUCAGAGAUAUGGAGAAAGGCUUUAUGUCCAAUAAGCACAUCUUUGCAAUCUUCAACACCGAACAGAGGAACGUGUACAAGGAUCUUCGCCAAAUAGAACUGGCCUGUGAUUCUCAAGAGGACGUGGACAGCUGGAAAGCGUCCUUCCUCAGGGCAGGAGUUUAUCCAGAGAAGGACCAGGCGGAGAACGAAGAUUCUGCCCCUGCGGACACAUUCUCUAUGGAUCCUCAGUUGGAGCGGCAGGUUGAAACCAUCCGCAACCUGGUGGAUUCGUACAUUGGCAUCAUCAACAAAUCCACCAGAGACCUCGUACCCAAGACCAUCAUGCAUCUCAUGAUCAACAAUGCAAAGGAUUUCAUCCACUCGGAGCUGCUGGCCUACCUCUACUCCUCUGGCGACCAGAACAGCCUCAUGGAGGAAUCGGCUGACCAGGCCCAGCGCAGAGACGAAAUGCUGCGCAUGUAUCACGCGCUCAAAGAGGCACUUCACAUUAUUGGCGACAUCAGCACCAGCACCAUCUCCACCCCGGUACCGCCGCCCAUAAAUGACAGCUGGAUACAAGAAUCCAGCCCGACCCCUCAGCGCAGGCCGCACCCUGCAGCCCAACCGGCCCCCAGCCGUCCGCCUGCUGUCCGGGGCCCGACACCGGGACCACCCAUGAACCCUUCCCCCGCCUUUGGAGUUCCGCUCAACCCCUCUCCCGCCUUCGGUGCACCACCAAUUCCCUCUCGCCCAGGCCCACCCAUCAACGCUUUCAACAGCCACCAGGAUCCCUUCAGCGCUCCCCCACUGAUCCCCUCCCGGCCAGCCCGCAUCCCACCCGGUGUACCCAGCCGAAGACCCCCUGGCGCUCCUUCUCACCGGCCCACCAUUAUCCGCCCUGCCGAGCCCUCCCUGCUAGACUAGACCUGUGGCCAAGUGUGUGUGUUUGUGUGUGGGUGUGUGUAUUCUGCACACUGUAAAGGCCAGGGGCGGGGGGCUCGAGGGGAGGGGCCGACUGAUAGCGGUGCAUAACAUGCAUCGUCCAGCCGUAUUAAUGUCUCUUCAAGCAAUGUAAUAAGCUGCUAAUACCAUCUUUAUCAGUGCACAUGAACAACAGAAAGCCCUUUAACCACUUGAAUAUUACAUUUGACUGCUGUGGAUAUAAAACCCAGCUCAUCUGUGGGAUGCAUUGAGCUUCUAUCAAUAGGAGAUGAUGUAUCAAAUUCAGUUCAAGAGCUUUUUUUUUACAAUUAUAACUGGUUUAUGUCUUCUGACGAGGUUCCCAGCAGAAGCUCAUUAAAUAACUUAUUAACCAUUACAAGCUGGCUUUCCUCUCCCCUCCCUCCACCUUUUUAGAUCGGCCCAAGUCUAGAUCUCUGUGUAAUAUACACACUUAACCUGUUGUUAAUGUUUUACUGGGUAUUUCCUAACUGAUUCAUACUGAAAAACAUGUUAUUUUUGGUGGUGUCGAUUACAUUUUUCCCCACUUGUGUUAUUUUAUUUGAGUGACUUUGUCCUUUUUAAUGAGCGUCAUAAAAAUGUAGCUUUAAAAAAUGAAAAAGCAAAGCAUAAAAAGUCACAGGAUCUGAUAGAGUAGCUUCAUCCCCCCUCCCUCCUUCCACAAUGAAAAGAUGUCAGCCAGAUUGACCAUUAUAAUCCAAGCACUUCUAGCCAUGUAGCCUUACAACAAGCCACUCACAAUAACGGGGAUGUUGUAGUCCGUUACCAGAACACUAUGCACAAAAAGACUCGGGAGAGGGGAGAGGCUGACGGCUGUCUGCACUUUGUGAGAUGCUUUCUCUCCAGUAAUUCCGCGUUGAAUUAUAAUCCCUUUAAGUCUCAGUUGAAUCCCGACGAGACCUUCAGCCUUCGGGUAGACUUUGUUCAUUCCUGGAUUCACAUAGAGCAGAGCACACAGCACAGUUUCCUCUCGGAGAGGAUAAAACUCGGCGAAGCGGUCGUGUAGUAGACAAGGACGUGAUUUAGAGUAUAAAGAUGGUAUUAAGCAUUUAGGAGUUGGCACAUCUCUUUCUGGGCUUACUUGUCAGGGUUUAUUAUUCUGCUUCCAUGCAUUAAAAAUAUUGUAUAUAGCUGGCCUAUACUGGGGGAGUUAGCACUUGUAUCCCAUUUAAUCGCAGGGUUGAUGACAAAAACUAUUCUAAUCAAAGCCCAACACGUUCAAAAUGUUAGUCGUCGUAUUAAAGGAAGCACCAACGCUUUCAUUUCAUAGCCUUGGACGUAGGGAAAAAGAGAUCGGUCAUCUCCUGAUGCGUUAUUUAUAACCGGGGGGCAUUUUGUCAUUUCUUUUGAUGUUUUUGGAGCAGCUCUGUACAACUCGGCUCCAAAGCUUCUCCUGGACUUUUAUUAGGGGUUCUGCUACAGGGAUUAAAUGUAUUCUGGGAGGGUCUGGACACAGUCUACACAGCUGUGAUUAUAUGAUGAUGAAUAUCUUUUGAUUGCUCUUUUGAAGGUAUUUUGAGGGGGAAACUGGUCAAGUGGGGAGUGACGCUGGGCUACUAGGAUGUUUUCUAUUUUAGGUUUGAUCAAUAGUGGUGGUGAGCAGCAGGUGGAGGGAGUUGUGGUGUAAUAUGAAAGCACACUCUGUCUUGAGAAAGCUGUCUAGACUCUUUUCUCACCACAGAGGAUAGACAUACAAUUAGCCGACCUGACGAGACAAAGAAACUGUAAAGAAUUGUCCCAAACCACAGACUCUUGAGACAGAGUGUGCUUCUUCUUCUCCUGUAUUUCUCUCCAGGUCGGGCUUUCAGUGACAGCGCCAGAAGGAUUAAAAUAAUCUUUGAAUACAGCCCUGAAUCUGAAUCUCAAAUCUUCCACAAACCCCGCUGGAACACAAAAGUUUGUGUGAUCAAAAACUUGUUAUUGGCCAAAGUCCCCUUGUGCCUGUCACUCGAGCCUGUCCUUGAGAAGCCCAGUCUGUAUUACGUAGGUUGUGGUUACACUGCUCUGCCUCCUUCCUCUUUCCAUCCCCUCCCCCCUGUCUGGAUCUGGUGGAAGGGGUCGGAAACCAACCUGUAAAAAAAAUCCCUUUUCUUUUAUGUUUUGCAAACCCUUGUCAAGUGCCUCUGUAGCAAUUAAUUGAUUUGAAUAAACAACAUGAACUGAUUUUAGGAUGGAGAGUAAAUAAAGAGGUGUUGUGUACAAUAAAGGGACUGGCUCUGGUG
Molecule: messenger RNA, 5287 nt
Organism: Sebastes umbrosus (honeycomb rockfish)
Lineage: Eukaryota; Metazoa; Chordata; Actinopteri; Perciformes; Sebastidae
Gene: dnm2a
Product: dynamin 2a
Exons: 22
Coding region: 339-3029 (896 amino acids)
Cellular component (GO): membrane; cytoplasm; microtubule
Molecular function (GO): GTP binding; microtubule binding; GTPase activity
Source: RefSeq, a predicted model, not a curated record